AUGGAUCAUCAGCAUUGUGUGGACUGUACCAAUUUUAUGAAGGAAAAAAAAAAGGAUGGAGGAAGGGGUCCCCAUUUGGAAAAGCUCCCCAUCGAUGUUAACGGUGAGAAGUUCCUCCAGGAUUUUAAGGGUUACUUGAGGAAUGUGAACCAAGCGUUUCUGCACUCGCGCCACGAAAUGUUUUCCGCUUGCAACUGGAGCAAUUUGGAAAGGGUUCUAGCAAAUUACGGGUCCAGCGAUGUUGUAAAAGCGUUCAGUGCGAGAUUAGCUUGUGCGCGCAGUUUUAGGCUGGAGUUGGCAGAGAGUUAUAAGAUGCACCAGGAGGAUCAGUACAUGGAAAGCACUUUGGAGAGGGAGAGCCACAUUAGACAGCGAAAAUUAAAACAGAGGCACUACGAACAGAUGGAGAAGCAGAUGUUCGCGCGGAACCAGAGGGAGUACAGGGACUUCGAAAGGAAAGAACUGCAAAAAGAGCACGAAGAGGGGAGGCGAAAAAUGCAGGGUGUGGUGAAGAGCAUAAUUCAUGCCGCGUUUAAGGUGGCACAAGUUGGAACCACCUAUGGCGAUACCUAUUUUUACGAUACUUUGUUCUCCUUGGAGAAGUCUUUUUUUAUGAGGAAAAUAAAAAAUAUGAGUGAGCUUGUCCAGAACAACACCCGCAUGAAUGAGCUAACUGUGGGGAUUACGCCAAUGGGCAUGUUUGAAAAAGGGGAAAAAAUGGAAGGGAAAAUAACUGGAGGCAGGUCUAAGGGAUCAGUCCCUCAGGGUUCCCCUAACCAGCUGAAUUUUCUGAAAUGCCAAAAAACCGUGGACAGGUUUUUCUGCCUAAAUCUGCGAAACGUCUCAGGUGGAGGAAGAAAACACAGCACAGAAAAACGCGCAUACGUGCACAUGUUGGCGUAUCUAGCUAACCAAGGCGAAAUGUCUGGACUAAACAGGAAAGAACUCCAUUCAGAACAUCCGGACAUACGUUAUGGAAAGCGCUACUCGGAUUAUAGAGAAAAAAUGUUGGAGGGCCUCCCACAGGUCGAUCUGAAUUACGUAAAGGAGAAAAUGGGGGAUAAAGAUAAACAAUUUUCCAUUUUCCCAAUGGACGUCGUUGAAGAAAAAGUUAAAGAAUUGCCCCUACUGAAGAGUCUACUGUUUAGAUUGUUUAAAAAAAGCCCAAGGGAGAGCCAUCCAUGGGGGAAGUACAAAUUGCCCCUAAAAAUUGCCAUCACGGGGAAAAUCAAAAAAGACGCCGAAAGAUUGGCUGAACAUCUAAGGAGGACAUUCCCCCUAAAGGUGUACGACGUUGAAAAUAUCGAAGAGGACCUCCGACGAAUUUGCAGCGGAGGGAGCAGCCACGAUGACCCACUGGAGGAGACAACUGCACACACACAAAGGAACAAAAAGAGAAUCGCCAGGAAGAUAAAAAAAAUUGCCCAAACAUUAAGACAAAAGAAUUACGAAGAAAAAAACAGGGACAGUAUCUACGCCGAUUUGUUGUAUUACAUCAUAAAGUACGAUUACGACCUCUUUCAUGUGGGCACAAGAAGGAGGAGAAGCAAGGGGUUAAUGGAGGUAUACUCAAACGAAGAAAGGAAAAUUUCAAAAAGAAGCAAGUACAAAGGAUACAUCAUUGUCAACUUUUUUUAUUCCCUAAAACAGUACGUCCUGUUUGAGCACAAAACGAAGAAGCGUUUUAUCUUCAACGGUUUUUUACAUGAACACGUUCAUAAUUUAGAAAGGGGGAAAAUACCACGUGAGGAUAAUCCACCCCAAGACAAUCAACCGGUGGUACAAAGAGAAGAAGGAGACUCGAAACGGGGAGUGAACUAUCCUUGUAGGAAAACUUCACCAGAGGGAAAGAACAAACAUAGUGGUAAAAAGAAGCAAAACGGUAAAGCUGCCACAGUAGUGAAUACCCUCCCCAAUGGUAGCCAUAUACACGGGGAGGAGAAAGUCAUCACAACAGAACAGAUUCAAACCCACCACAUGGAAAAAAAAAACAUUUUAUUCUUCUCCAACUUUAUUUGCAACAUGGAUGAUUCAAAUGGCGUCAAGGGAAGGCACCACUUCUCCGGGGCGACUGACAUACACUUCCACGUGGAUAGGAGCAAUAGGGAGGUUAAUAGAAUUUUAUUUGGCCGUAUCACCAAGGGGGGACAAAUAGACGAGGAGAAGGGUGGCUACACGAAGGGAAACUCCUCACCAAAGACAAGUCAUGCAUUCGUAAGGCUGAAACGAAUCAACACUGGUACUGUGCUCAGACGGGAAAGCGACACUGAACUUGGGAACCCACAAAGUUGUAGGAAAAAAAAAAAGCAUACAAUGAAGUGCAGAAUUGUAAGUGCGAAAAAGGGUGCUAAAACGGUACAACACGGAGAAGACACCAACAAGUGCACCUUUUCCGAUAACCAAGCAGUCGAUCCUGAUGAGGAAAAGUUCCGUUCCAACAUGCAUCUAAUGAGACGGAUUUUCCAGAUGGAUCGAAAUUGCCAAGAGGUAGAGGCAUUUCUAAAAUCGUACGAGGGGGGGUCCCCAUACCCACGGUUUCAUCUGCUGAGGAGACACCCCUACAGGUCAGCGAGUUUUUUAGUUUGGAAGGUUUUGCGCAGUAGAGGAAAAGUGGGUGACCCAGACAGGGGCGUAACUGAAGAAGACGCCAAAAUGGAGGGUAACUGUGGUACUAAAAGAGAUUACCAUCUGGGGGUGGACAGCCAUGCGGCCACCUACUUCCAACUGCGCUACUGUAGCAUCAUCAAGAAGUACGUAUGUCACCUGUUCAACCUCUUCGUGUGGAAAGAAAAUUUAAAAAAAAACGUGGAACAGACGAUACAACAUGUGCGCAGAAAUAUGCACCUAUUCACAGACGACGUAGACUUUGAACCCCUUAACGAAAUCAUACAAUCUUACAACCGGUUGAAAAGAGCAGGGGUUAAGAACAAAAAAGUGGAACUAGUCCUGUGUAAGGAAAUAGACACCAUUAUGAUGAAGACCUGGCUACAUAUUUUGAAGGGGAAAAAUAACUCCACCAAGAAGGAGAAAAUGUGCAUACAAAAAUGGAUAGAUAUGCAGAUGUUCCUUUUGAUCUUUUUCUCCUUCUACUCGAUCAGCAUAGAACAUGAGUUGUAUGUUAAGCUGUCCCACUUUGUAAACGAAAUGGUGUGUUGCCUGCUCAGUCAGGAGGAGGGGCUGCCAUCCAAAAAUGAAAAAGAGAAACAUUUGCUCAUUUUUAAUUAUUUCCCAAAAAGUAAAAAAGAUUUUUACUUCUUCGAGGGAGACAAUUAUCACUUCCCGUUUGUGCAAAAUAUUCGGGAGGAAGUGCGUAAAUUUUUAACGGAGCAUCUAAACGGAAGAAGUUCGACCAAAGCGCGAAGUGAUGAAUCCACUGAUCACACAGAACGUGACAAGGAUAUCCUCCUUAUGGCCAAGGAGUUCCAUUUCUUAAGCACCUGCAAAUUUGUUCACAAAUUUAAUUGCCUUCUCAACGACACGGUGUCUACUCUUAGAACGUACUUUUUCAUUUUUCACGACCUCAACAAUUACAUAGACGAUUUUAUUGCCUUUCAUUACUUUGGCAUGUACAAACAGGUGAACCUCGCUUGUGGGCGCGUAAAAAGGGCCAUCCGAAGGGGAAGGCAUAUCAAUUUUUCCUACACAGGGAGGAUGAGAAAAAGAAAAGAAGAAAGACGCCUUCGGGAUGGGAAUGGAAAAGGGACAAAAUGGAGGAAACACUCAUCUGGCUUAGUCCAACCUAGAAAGGGGGACACCUCCGUAAACACCGCACACAAAUCUGUUAGGAAGAGAGAGAGAAAAAAAUGCAAUUUUAAAAAUGAGGAACAUACCUUUUUUAACGUCACCGAAAUGAAACAGUCUUUGCGAAAUAACAUGCCUUUUACUUUUUUAAAAAAUCUUGUGAACCACAUCUUUGUUGAAUAUCACUCCGUUAUCAUAUCCAGAGGGGACCUCAAAAAUGCCAUCGCGAAGAGUCUCCUUUUUGUAAAAGACAAGACAGAACAAGUGAAUAUUUUCAAGUUGAUUGGCGGUACUCUCCUAGACGUCUACUUCAAAGAACGUAGUAUCUCUCCGGAGCCGUUCCUCCUAGAAGGAUGUCACAAAAACGACGAUAAUGAUUCGCCAUGUGUCUUACCUCACACGGAGGGAGAACAAAACAGAUAUGUUUUUUUUCUAGACUUUUUUUUCUUUCUUCUUUUUUUUUUCUUCAAAAAGGAGGGCCAUCGUAAUUGCGCUUAUAAGAUUUUUCCGAAUUACUUGAACAUCCUGGAGGAGAAAAUGACAUCCAAGGGAGAACUCAGUAAGGACGAAAGGCUGCAGGUGCUGAGGAGCUGUCUCUCCUUUUGGGGAAGCAUAACUAAUGGGGACAGCCCGCUUGGGGGAGGUGGUUUGAUUGAGCAGGGGGUAACCACACUGGCCGAAAAGGGUGGAGAGAAAUAUAACUCGGAAAACGCCAAGAAUGUAUUUUCAGAUGCAACUAAAUACGCAACUAAUCGCGCAGCUAGCCAAAAUUGCGCAGAAAAAAACCACCUGAGCAACACACAAAAAAAAAAAAAUUUCGAAGAAAGCGUCGACUACUUCACAUUUGAACAGUUUGCCUCCUUGGGAUUAUUCGACUUCGCGAAGGACACACAAAAAAAACUCACAAAGGAAGAAAGAAAAAAGCAAAACUACGAAAUUUAUCUACUGAAUAAAUUUGUUUUUAAUUUUUUAUAUUCACUUAGUUUAUUUCCUAAUUUUUACGAACAUGUCCAAAUUUAUGUAAGAAAAUAUUUGUUGAAAAAAAAUACAGAAGUGGUCUCCUCCUUUGAAAAGUGUGUAAUGGAAAAGAUGAGCAGUACAGAGGGGUAUGUCCACGUCGCCCCUGCGCAGGCAUGGGGGGAGGGCGUAAAAGAUUUGCGAAAAAGGCAAGACCAUUCUGCAACACUGUUUAAUACAAAAAAAAAGGUGCGGGUAAAAGAAAUACUCAUUUUUUUUCACACCAGCUAUCAUUACGACAGUUAA
Plasmodium coatneyi is the source of this 5004-nucleotide messenger RNA. RefSeq lists its product as uncharacterized. The transcript is spliced from 14 exons. The coding region runs from base 1 to 5004 and encodes 1667 amino acids. NCBI's taxonomy places the organism in Eukaryota, Apicomplexa, Aconoidasida, Haemosporida, Plasmodiidae. The record is from RefSeq and is a predicted model, not a curated record.